Grammomys surdaster is the source of this 4696-nucleotide messenger RNA. It is a transcript of the gene Sv2a, whose product is annotated as synaptic vesicle glycoprotein 2A. Gene Ontology annotation, molecular function: transmembrane transporter activity. Gene Ontology annotation, biological process: chemical synaptic transmission; transmembrane transport. Gene Ontology annotation, cellular component: membrane. The coding region runs from base 457 to 2505 and encodes 682 amino acids. The transcript has 12 exons. The record is from RefSeq and is a predicted model, not a curated record. NCBI's taxonomy places the organism in Eukaryota, Metazoa, Chordata, Mammalia, Rodentia, Muridae.
GCAGUGCCGCUUCCCCUGGUACCGGGAGGAGCAGUUGCCGCUGCCGCCUCAGCCGUGUGGCUGGACCCCCUCCCUCACCCGGGGACUCCCUGACCCGGGGAACCAAGCUCAGGUCUCCAGAGCCUCCCAGAAGAAAAAUAGGCAGUCCUCCCUGAAAUAUCUUGGCUCCUCAGUUUAGCUUCUCCAACCUGGCUCUCUCUUCCCAAGUCCUCUCCCUACUCCCCAUCUCCCUCUCCCACUCACCCUGGUGAACCCGGUAAAGUUCUGUUCUUCCUUUGCCCCAUCUGGACCUCACUGGCCAGGCCCUAGUUCCUCUUAGUCUGAGCCCAAACAUACUGGAACACAUUUCAUCUGGGGAGAGGGUCUUCUUGACCCCCUCCAAUUCAUUGAGCAAAGGGUUGAAAAAGAGGCAGAGAGUAAGGUAGAUCUAGUGAAGUACCCAAAGCCCCACCCACCAUGGAAGAAGGCUUCCGAGAUCGAGCAGCGUUCAUCCGUGGGGCCAAAGAUAUUGCCAAGGAAGUUAAGAAGCACGCGGCCAAGAAGGUGGUGAAGGGCCUCGACAGAGUCCAGGAUGAGUAUUCCCGAAGGUCCUACUCCCGCUUUGAGGAGGAGGAUGACGAUGACGACUUCCCUGCCCCUGCUGACGGCUAUUACCGCGGAGAAGGAGCUCAGGAUGAGGAGGAAGGUGGCGCUUCUAGUGAUGCCACUGAGGGCCACGAUGAGGAUGAUGAGAUCUACGAGGGAGAAUAUCAGGGCAUCCCCCGGGCAGAGUCUGGGGGCAAAGGCGAACGGAUGGCAGAUGGGGCACCCCUGGCUGGAGUGAGAGGGGGCUUGAGUGAUGGGGAGGGUCCCCCUGGGGGUCGUGGGGAGGCACAGCGGCGUAAAGAUCGGGAAGAAUUGGCUCAGCAGUAUGAAACCAUCCUCCGGGAGUGUGGUCAUGGCCGCUUCCAGUGGACACUCUACUUCGUGCUGGGUCUGGCGCUGAUGGCAGAUGGUGUAGAGGUCUUUGUGGUGGGCUUUGUGCUGCCCAGUGCUGAGAAAGACAUGUGCCUGUCGGACUCCAACAAAGGCAUGCUAGGUCUCAUUGUGUACCUGGGCAUGAUGGUGGGGGCCUUCCUCUGGGGAGGCCUGGCUGAUCGGCUGGGUCGGAGACAGUGUCUGCUCAUCUCGCUCUCAGUCAACAGCGUCUUCGCCUUCUUCUCAUCCUUCGUCCAGGGUUAUGGCACCUUCCUCUUCUGCCGCCUCCUUUCUGGGGUUGGGAUUGGCGGUUCCAUCCCCAUUGUCUUCUCCUAUUUUUCGGAGUUUCUGGCCCAGGAGAAACGUGGGGAGCACUUGAGCUGGCUCUGUAUGUUCUGGAUGAUUGGGGGAGUGUAUGCAGCUGCAAUGGCCUGGGCCAUCAUCCCCCACUAUGGAUGGAGUUUCCAGAUGGGUUCUGCUUACCAGUUCCACAGCUGGAGGGUCUUUGUCCUCGUCUGUGCCUUUCCCUCUGUGUUUGCCAUCGGGGCGCUGACUACGCAGCCUGAGAGUCCUCGAUUCUUCCUAGAGAAUGGGAAGCAUGACGAAGCCUGGAUGGUGCUGAAGCAGGUUCAUGACACCAACAUGCGAGCCAAGGGCCAUCCUGAGCGAGUCUUCUCAGUAACCCACAUUAAAACGAUCCAUCAGGAGGAUGAAUUGAUUGAGAUCCAGUCUGACACAGGAACCUGGUACCAGCGCUGGGGAGUACGGGCUUUGAGCCUGGGGGGUCAGGUUUGGGGGAAUUUCCUCUCCUGCUUCAGUCCGGAGUAUCGGCGCAUCACUCUGAUGAUGAUGGGCGUAUGGUUCACCAUGUCCUUCAGCUACUAUGGUUUGACUGUCUGGUUUCCCGACAUGAUCCGCCAUCUCCAGGCUGUGGACUAUGCAGCCCGAACCAAAGUGUUCCCAGGGGAGCGCGUAGAGCACGUGACAUUUAACUUCACGCUGGAGAAUCAGAUCCACCGAGGGGGACAGUACUUCAAUGACAAGUUCAUCGGGCUGCGUCUGAAGUCAGUGUCCUUUGAGGAUUCCCUGUUUGAGGAGUGUUACUUUGAAGAUGUUACAUCCAGCAACACAUUCUUCCGCAACUGCACAUUCAUCAACACUGUGUUCUAUAACACUGACCUGUUUGAGUACAAGUUUGUCAACAGCCGUCUGGUGAACAGCACGUUCCUGCACAAUAAAGAAGGCUGCCCCCUCGAUGUGACAGGGACGGGCGAAGGUGCCUACAUGGUGUACUUUGUCAGCUUCUUGGGGACACUGGCUGUGCUUCCUGGAAAUAUUGUGUCUGCUCUGCUCAUGGACAAGAUUGGCAGGCUCAGAAUGCUUGCUGGUUCCAGUGUGUUGUCCUGUGUGUCCUGCUUCUUCCUGUCUUUUGGGAACAGCGAGUCAGCCAUGAUUGCUCUGCUCUGCCUUUUCGGGGGAGUCAGCAUUGCAUCCUGGAACGCGCUGGACGUGCUGACCGUUGAACUCUACCCUUCUGACAAGAGGUAGUUUGGAGUGUGGCGGGGGCAGGGGAAGAGGUUUAGGAGCUACAGGACUGGGAAGUGAGGAGGAGAGCCGACAGAAUAUUGUUAGGGAUAAGAGUCUGGUGAAGGGUAAGGGUGUUGUUAGGGGUAGGGCACACAUCCCUGCUGAGCUUUUCCUUAACAGUUGGGAGCUUUUGUCUUUGCUUCUGGAACUGCUAAUUACUAACCUCUGCUUCUGUCUCCUCUCUCUUGUCUCCCAAUGUGUCUGUAUGCCCCACCCCCUCCCGUCAUUUCUCCAUCCAUCCUUCCUGCUCCUGCACACUGCUUUUGUCUUACCCCACUUUGCCUUCCAUCUUCCUUCCUCUGGGCCCUCACCGCCAUGCGGCUUGGCACUGAGCAGGACUACCGCCUUUGGCUUCCUGAAUGCCCUGUGUAAGCUGGCAGCCGUGCUGGGAAUCAGCAUCUUCACAUCCUUUGUGGGGAUCACCAAGGCCGCUCCUAUUCUCUUUGCCUCGGCUGCUCUUGCCCUUGGUAGCUCUCUGGCUCUGAAGCUGCCUGAGACCCGGGGACAGGUGCUGCAGUGAGGGAUGGGGGGUGUCUCAGGGGCUUUAGGGAUGGCAGGCACACUGUGAGACCAAUACUUCCUUUUCUUCCUCCUCCGCCCUGCUGUCCUGGUCCUCACUCCCCUGUGUUUGGUGUCUUAGCUGUGUGUGCCUGUGUGCAUGUGUGUGACCCUGAUGGACAGGGACUACAGGGAAGGUCCCUUCGUUCCACUUCUGGGAUGAGGUACUCCUCACCUGCUGCCACCCUCAACUUUGCACAAGGAGAAGGCUGGGCUGCAUCCUUCUCUCCCCCAGUGUUAGCGAGGGAGCUGUUUCCCUGCUCCAGGGGUUCCAGAACUUCUGCCUUCCCCUUCAUUCCCUCUGCCUAGGCCCUGGUUAACCACAGGUAUGGAGUUAUAAUGGGGGCUGAGGCUUGGACCAAAAGAACUUCUUGAGUGGGAAGGCCUUGGGUGCCCUCUAACCUCCCAAGGAUGCUGGGACGUAGCAAUAAACCUCAGCCCUCUGGCCUCCAUUUUCACCUCAAUUCAGGCUACAAGUGUGAAGCCUGGAUUUUAUGGAAUUAGUUUUCUGAUUCUUAUUUAUAUGUAAGUUCUGAGGCAGCUUAGCUGGGCUGUGUGUGGAUGUAUACACUCGCGUGUGUGUAUGUGUGUGUGUGUGUGUGUGUGUAUGUGUGUGCCAUGGGGUAGGGGUACCACUAUACUGUUCAAAUAUAAGCCAAGAGUAGUAGUUUCAGUGAACACACACACAACAUUGUUUUUCUAUAGUACCUCCCGGCUCUUGUAUCUGUGUUGGGGCUGGAAGCAGAACCCCUAGGCCAGGCUGGGAUGAGUCCUGAAGCCUUGGGGGACCUGAGGGCACCUGACAAGGACUCACUCUCUCCUUCCUCUAGAGAGGUUCUCCCCACUAGCCAUAGCCCUCCCAUCUGACCUGUCUGCACAGGCGGUGGACCAGAGGAAAGAAAGGGAGGAUAACCAGGCGCGUAUGGUCAAACCAGCAGAUCUGAAAGCACAAGGAGCUGGGGCAGGGGCAGGAAGCAGGGGUCCAUCCCUUAAACCUUCUCAAAAAGGCUGGGUCGUGAGGGACCCCUAAUGCAGGGACCAGAAGCCUCAGUUUCCCCAUCUUGCCCUUCCACAGAACAGCCUCUGUAGGUAGAGCUGCCCCCCUCCUACCCUACUCUGUGUGGCUGCUUUCUUUGGUACUCUCUUCCCACUCCCACCGUAGCUGUGACGUGUUGUAGUUUUUAGCUGUUUGUAAAAUGUUAAAAAAAAAAAAAAGUUAAAAGGAAGUUAAACUAACCACAAAAAAAAAAAAAAAAAAUCCAAAUUCACCCUCCUUAUGCUGCGUCUGGUGCCCUCAGCCCUAAGGCCAUUCUGAUUUUGUAAUACUGAACCAGGUGGUGACUGUUUAACUCUAGUGUCUGUGAUCAAAGGACUUCAAAGGACUGCCUUCUCCCCCAGUGCCCAGUGUGUGAGUGUACGCCCCCUCCCCUCACCAUUCCGUGGCUGGACGUAGCCGUCUCCCUUACUACAUCCCCAGGGAGACACAUCCACCUUCUUGUCUCCUGAGGAACCCCAAACCUAAUUCCAUUGAUGUGAAAAAAUGAAAUGAAAAAUACUGCUGAAAAAUAAAGGGUACCAACCCUUAAAACCCAAA